This is a messenger RNA of Zingiber officinale, 1521 nucleotides long. RefSeq names its product trimethyltridecatetraene synthase-like. The record is from RefSeq and is a predicted model, not a curated record. Gene Ontology annotation, molecular function: monooxygenase activity; iron ion binding; heme binding. The transcript has 4 exons. Lineage: Eukaryota; Viridiplantae; Streptophyta; Magnoliopsida; Zingiberales; Zingiberaceae. The coding region runs from base 1 to 1521 and encodes 506 amino acids.
AUGUUAUCUACUCUCAGAACUACACUCAUGGCGACGUGGUGGUUAACCAUCCCACUGCCGCUGCUCCUCCUCCUCCGCCUCGUCAUCGGCCGCCGGCGCAAGCUCAACUUACCACCAGGUCCGCGGUCACUGCCCGUUAUAGGCAACCUGAACCUCAUCGGCUCCCUCACCCACCGUUCGCUGCAGGCUCUCUCCCGGAAGUACGGACACCUCAUGUACCUCCGCUUCGGAUCCCUCGGGGUCGUGGUCGGCUCCUCAGUUGAAACGGGCAAGUUCUUCCUCAUGACGCACGGCGUCCACUUCGCCUCCCGCCCUCGGAACGCCGCCGGCAAGUACUCCAGUUACAACUACUCCGACAUAAUCUGGUCCCCCUACGACGCCUACUGGCGCCAGGCCCGGAAGAUGUGCGUGAUAGAACUCUUCAGCGCCAAUCGCCUCGACUCCUUCGCGUACAUCAGAGUCGAGGAGAUCCGCGCCCUGCUCCGCCGCCUGUUCGACUCCGCCGGAGCCGCGCCGGUCCUCAUAAAGCACCACUUCUUCGACACUAGCCUCAACAUCAUCAGCCGAAUGACGCUGGGGAAGAAGUACCUGAACAGAGAGGAAGCAGGGGAGGAGUUCAAGGAGAUGAUGGACGAGCUGUUCUUGCCCAACGGCGUGUUGAACAUCGGCGACUACAUUCCCUGUCUCAACUUCCUCGACCUGCAGGGCUACAUCAGGAGGAUGAAGAAGCUGAGCAAGAAGUUCGAUCGGUUCCUCGAGCACGUCCUCGACGAGCACAACGAGCGCCGCCGGAUCGAGGGAGAACGGUUCGCGGUCAGGGACAUGGUGGACGUGCUCCUCCAGCUCGCCGACGACCCCAACUUGGACGUCAAGAUCGAGAGGCACGGCGUCAAGGCGUUCAUUCAGGACUUGAUUGCCGGCGGCACCGAGAGCUCCUCGGCCACGGUGGAAUGGGCUCUGUCGGAGCUUCUCAGGCGGCCGGAGGUGAUGGAGAAGGCGACGGAGGAGCUGGACCGGGUGGUUGGGCGCGGGCGGUGGGCGGAGGAGAAGGACAUGGAACGGCUUGACUACAUCAGGGCGAUCGUGAAGGAGGCGAUGCGGAUGCACCCGGUGGCGCCCACUCUGGUACCCCACCUCUCGACGGAGCACACGAGGUUCGACGGGUACGACAUCCCCGCCGGCACGAUGGCGAUCGUCAACGUGUGGUCCAUCGGGCGGGAUCCGGAGGUGUGGGAGGAGCCGGAGGAGUUCCGGCCGGAGAGGUUCCUGGGCAGCACGGUCGACGUGAGCGGGCACGACUUCCAGCUGAUACCGUUCGGGCCGGGAAGGCGAAUGUGCCCGGGGUACCGGCUGGGGCUGAAAGUGGUGCAGAUGGGCGUAGCCAACUUGCUGCACGGCUUCAACUGGCGGCUGCCGGAGGGGAUGAAGGCGGAGGAUGUGAGCAUGGAGGGGUUCUUUCGGCUGUCCACGACGCGGAAGGUGCGGUUGGAGGCCAAGUUGCCGGCCCACCUCUACGCCUAA